Messenger RNA from Wickerhamiella sorbophila, 816 nucleotides. RefSeq names its product INSIG family protein. The transcript has a single exon. The record is from RefSeq and is a predicted model, not a curated record. Gene Ontology annotation, biological process: sterol biosynthetic process. Gene Ontology annotation, cellular component: endoplasmic reticulum. The coding region runs from base 1 to 816 and encodes 271 amino acids. Lineage: Eukaryota; Fungi; Ascomycota; Dipodascomycetes; Dipodascales; Trichomonascaceae.
AUGUCGGAGGCGGUGAACAAAGACGCAGAUUUCCACUCGAGUUCUGCGCUUCAGAACGUCUUUGGGUCGCGAGUUUCGCUGGCGGAGCUCAACGGAGACAUUACGUCAAGAAUGAACUCCAGAGCACCAUCGCCGAAGCCGGAAUCGUGGUCGGCCCAUAGACGCACCCACAGAGCAAAAACCCGGUCCAUGAGCAUGUCGCGGCCAGGCAGCCACCACUUCCCACACCCAGGCUCGCUCUCUUUUGUACAGAUUCUUAGUCGAGCAGUGGUGCUUUUUGCCCUCGGUGCUGCUUACGGUUGGUAUCACACGACGCAGAUCCCCAUGGCCGUGCCGCUGGCGAUCCCGCUGCAGGUGAAUGGCCGUCUUUUGUCGGUCGCAGGACUCUCGGCGAUUAUAUUGGGGCUUGUGCUGCCCGUGGUGGACUAUAUCAUGCCCGUCGCGUUCCGCUCGCAGUCCAAAGGAGCAAAGGCCGGCAAGGACUGGCUGUCGAUUGUCCGGGCUUUGGGAGCGUUUUUGGGCAUGAUGUAUGCCGUCUCGAAACUGCAGAUUGCCACAAUCUUUUGGUGCCUGGCCAGCCCGUUUCUGUGGUUCGUGCUCGACGGCUCCCCCAACGGCCUGAUCGCCGCAACCGGAACUGCCGUCGGAGGUCCCUUGCUAAUGUAUCUCACCUUCCCAGAAUCGUUCACAGCAAUGCCCGGACGGGAUAUCACCCAGGUCUUGUGGUGGCUGGCUGCAUCGUACUUUAGUGCGUCUAUUUUCUUUGGCAACCUGGGUAGAAGACUAUUCCCACUGCCUAUCGUGGCUGGACCAUGA